CGCGCUCGGGUGCUUCCGGUGCCGCCGGACCGAUGCGCCCCCCCGUCUGUGUCCGAACGACGCCUCCGUGUGUCGCCAGUUCCUCUGGCGCUACUCUGCGCGCAUUUGCUGACACAGUGCCGCCGAUAUCGCUACACACAUAUACACAGUACCAAGUAAGCCGCGUUACCCACGAUACGUACGAAAACCGCGAACUGUUUUUAUAAUUGAUACCACGAACCGCGGGCUCCCUGUGUCUGCGGCGUCCGCACGUUCGCUCGAGGUACCCACCGACCCUCGUAGACCGUCGGCUUCUCUCCCGCGCGCUAAAGCAGUCGCUGCCGGUCGUGCCGAGGUGCCCCCCCGAGAGACCUGCGUCUCCCCGUGCCGCACGCGAGAGCGCCCGAAUCAGAUAUCUGCCUUAAUAAUUUUAAGAUUUUACAUUUGAACGUUUAGUUUGCUGUUCCCAGCAAAGGAAUAUUCUAGAAGUUAAAAAGCGUAAGAAGAUGGUCAUGGAGGCAUCUCCCUCUCCACAGAGCGUCGGUCGCGAGUUCGUCCGACAGUAUUACACGUUGCUGAAUCAGGCGCCUGCCCAUCUCCACAGGUUCUACAAUCAGCAUUCUUCCUUCGUGCACGGCGGAUUGGAUUCUAAUCGAGAGUGUACCCCGGCGAUCGGUCAGAAACAAAUACACCAGAAGAUUCAACAGCUGAACUUUCGCGAUUGCCAUGCCAAAAUAAGCCAGGUCGAUUCUCAACUUACUCUGGAAAAUGGCGUUGUUGUCCAGGUAUCCGGUGAAUUGUCUAACGCUGGGCAACCAAUGCGUCGAUUCACCCAGACCUUUGUGCUGGCCGUGCAAGCACCCAAGACCUACUACGUGCACAAUGACAUCUUCCGCUACCAAGACCUGAUAUUUCCGGAUGAGGACGAAGCCGACGUGAGUGGCGGCGAUAGCGGCGAGAGCGGCGAGAGAGAGGUCGAGGAGAUCGGCCGGUCCGAGCCUGAUGAAGACGAGCAUCAGACUCAGGUGCAGCAGCUGUCGGCUCCAACUCAAGCGGCCGAGCAAGCUCAACCGCCUCUCAUGCCGACGCAGCAACCCCCGCUUCAGCAACAGCAGCCAAUGUAUUAUGCUGCGCCACCCCAGCCACAUGUUCAUCCGGUGAUACAGCAAGUGCUGAACGGAACGGUGCAUGAGGAAGUGAUCAAUCAACAAGCACCGCAGCAGCAGCAGCAGCAGCAACCGCCGCCACCGCCUCCGGCGCAGCAACACCCGUACAUUGCCGAGCCGACCGCUCAAUCGCAGUUCGUGCAGGAGGCAGAGCUGAGCAAUGGCGAGCAACAGCAGAGCGAGAACGAGCCGCAGGCUCAGACGGAGGAGAGGAGCGAGCCGACUGAGGCAGAAACAUUUGUUGCAUCCGUACAAGAGACCGAAGCCGAGCAUCAGGUGUCCAGCACCACCGUCAACAGCAGCGGGCCCAAGACGUAUGCUAAUUUGGUCAAGUCUUUCUCGAGCGCCGCUACUGGGGCUACUAGCCCACAGGCUCCCAAGUUGUCGAUGUCUCCGCCGCCUCUGACGAAUCUACGUGUGGACGACAGAUCGCCGUUACAUCCUGCAAACAACGGACCGACGUCUAUGUCUGUGUCCAAUAAUGUAUCCACAGUUCAGCAACAGGCGCAUCGAGUAAGCGGAAAUCAACCGCUGCAACAGCAGCAGCAUCCUCAGCAGCAACGCGUUCCAAGAGGGGGAUUAGUGCAAAGAGGUAAAAAGUACUGGGAUCUAGUACAAAGGGGGCUAGGACAGAGGGGACAAGAUGGAGAACGUCGUGGCACGAGACCAGGACAAUACAGCGACGCUCACCAACUUUUCCUGGGCAACUUGCCGCACAACGCCUCUGAGAACGAUUUGCGUCAGGUAUUCGAGCGUUACGGUAGAGUCGCUGAGUUACGCGUGCACAGUAAAUCGAACGAUAGAUGCAAAGGUCCGCAAGGCGGAAACAAUACCGCUCGCGUGCCUAAUUAUGGAUUUAUCACGUUCGAAGAUCAACAGGUUGUGACCAAGGUGUUAAGCUCCUUGCCUAUCUAUUAUCCUGACGAGAGCGGACAAAAGUUAAAUGUGGAAGAAAAAAAGGUGAGACCUAGGCCCAUGUUGGACGGUAGCGGUGGCAGAUUGAAUUCCGGCGACGGUAUGCGCUCCAUGGGUGGUCAACAACAGCAACAGCAGCAACAGCGUGGACCAGGUGGACCUGGAGGCGUGAUGAGAGGUGGACAGCACGGUGCACGAGGUGGUCGUGGAGGAUUUACACGGGGUGGCGAUGGUGGCAGGGGUGGUGGUAUGCGACAGCCAGGCAAUCCGAGUAAUCCCGGCUACCAGAACCGUCGCUAAUAUCGGCCACGCUAUGCAACAGUCGCGAGAGCCCCUUCUAAUUUCGUCUAUACUGAAUAAAGUCACCGGUACCAUCAUGCAUCUACCAUCUUCAUUUCGAGAAUCGAAAUCCAGGACUAUUUCGUGUGUCGCACGACUUCAUCACCGACGCCAACCUCAUAUGCUUAAACGUCGCUUGCAACAACGUUCGUCAAGCAGCAGCAGCAACAAUCGAUAUUAGCUGACGUAGCUCAAAAAGAAAUCGUACGAAACAUGAGCUCGAACAUGGAUGACGUGCCAAUCGAAAUCUCGGAUGAGGAUCACAUUCCUCGCGCGAGCUCAGUGGUGUGUGUAUCUAAAAGUCAUCGGUUCGAAUUCGUCCUUCGUACAUCGACAAUCGGGCAAUCCCGUAGGACUUUGCGACGCGAAGUAUUCACAAACGCAGUCGUAGACACAUACACAUAAAAACGUGCAGCCGUGCGACAAGUUUGAGAAGAGCUCACAGGAGAACGUUGUUGGAAUGUGGCAAAUUUUAGUGCAAAAGACGGAAAGAGGCGACGGGACGUGAUCUGAAAUCGGGAAAAUUGUGUCGGAACUCUUUGUGAGGCGGUUUCGGGGUUUCCGCAGCAUUCGUCACUCCGCGCGUUUCCUCCGGCUCGCCAGAUCGCGGGACGAAAAGGCAGCGGAGCGAAUUCCGAUGCGCACACACAGCACGUAACCAUGCGAGGGGCGACCAAGCGAAAGAAGGACCACGGAGUGUCGCUGUGAUAUGCGUAAAUCUCUCGUACGCUUCCGAGUCGACUCAUCGGCCGCUGAUGAGAGACGUCCCGUUGCCCCAAAUGAAGAGUCGACGUAGGUAGGCAAUCGCACGGAACGAAUCCCGACGAUUCUACAGGAUCCCAAGACUGUGUCCCGGUUGCACGGCAGAAGAAGAGAUAUGAAAGGAAAGAUGACAGUUUCUUUUCUUCUACGAGUCCCUUUAUUUAUAUUGCCGAUCAUUGAUUGACCGGUAUCGAUCGUAGACAGGACAAUGCUUCUAGACUGCAGCAACUGGUCUCGCCAUUUCUCCCCGCUCCAUCCGCAUACAAAUCCUGGCCUCGUCUCGUUGCAGUUUCGGAACCUUUUGUUCGUGCCUACCUUCUUCCUGGUCUCACCUUCCUUACCCCCAUUUCUUCUGCUGGAAGCAAUUACAUUCUCCUAACAUCUUUCCGCGCUAUUCUCGUCCUCUCUUGUAGUAUCUUUUUAUUCUAGCAUCUACCUCCCUCUUCCCUCACACACACGACUUAUUACUUUUGUUUAGGUCAAGUUAGUAAGGAUCGCGCGCGCGGUCUCACGUUGUAUUGCCCGGUCGUUAAAUUAUCUGUCUAAUAAUGUCUUCUGGUGAUCGCAGGGAGCUCCCGUUACGCCGAGCAUUAAAUGUGAAUUGACGCGCAGUGCGGGAACGCGUUCGACGUAGCGACAAUGCAGAACGUUUUUCCGUACUUUGUAAACCACUGCAAGAGCAACAUCUUUUCUCCCGGGACAUGUGACGCACCAAUUUUCCUCCUGACAAUAUUUAUAUCUAUUCACAUUUUUUGACGCAGUACUCAUAUGCCGCAGGCCGCUUAGAAGCGAAACGAGAGUUCUAGUCAGCACCAACGCUCACAAGCAAUGCUCGGCAGGAAUCCUGCGAUUAUCAGAGAGCGGGCGAUGCGAUCUCUCCCGGCCUACCAGCCUCUCAUUCCUUUACGAAACUAUUGGAAUUUUAUAAGCGAUCGGUCUGCAACUCCCAUACCGUCGCGGAAAGUAAUGUCGAGCAAAUUUUUAAUUUUCUUUUUUCGUGUCGUAGAGGAAGGAAAGGACAUUAAAAAUUUGCGUUUGACAAUAAGUAGCGAAAGAAAGAGAGUGAAUGAGUGAGAACAAGAGAGCGAGAGAGAGAGAGAGAGAGAGAGAGAGAG
Molecule: messenger RNA, 4276 nt
Organism: Vollenhovia emeryi
Lineage: Eukaryota; Metazoa; Arthropoda; Insecta; Hymenoptera; Formicidae
Gene: rin
Product: ras GTPase-activating protein-binding protein 2
Exons: 9
Coding region: 486-2360 (624 amino acids)
Cellular component (GO): ribonucleoprotein complex; cytosol
Molecular function (GO): mRNA binding
Source: RefSeq, a predicted model, not a curated record